Molecule: messenger RNA, 1184 nt
Organism: Pelagomonas calceolata
Lineage: Eukaryota; Pelagophyceae; Pelagomonadales; Pelagomonadaceae
Source: the annotation of a GenBank genome assembly
CACAGUGCUGCCCCGCGGGCAAAACAGAGCAUGCUGCGUCUCGCAGCGGCGUGCGCGGCGCUGGGUGGCGUCCUGGCGCUCGAAAUUGCCGUGCCGGUCGAUGGCAAUGACUUCCUGGUCAGCCUGCGGGACGGGCUCCCGCCGUCCGAAAUGGCCAGCGAGGCGCGCAUCGGUGCACGUGCCGUCAUCGACGCGCUCAGGGACGCGGGCGGCCUGGGCGGAGGCUGUCCGGCGGACGACCGCGACUGUCUGGUGGAGGUUGUGGCGGGCUACAUCGCGGCGCGCGAGGACGCGACGCGCGUGCGCUGGCCCUUCGAGGCGGCAUACGGCGGGCCGGUGCCGCGCGCGACUUUUCAAUUCGUGAUCACCGCUCUCGCAGCGCACGGUGUCCGCGGCGGCCUCGUCGAAAUCGGCGCCAAGGCCGGCAAGUCAUUCCUGGCCCUUUUGGAGCCGUGGUGGAGGUCGGGCAUGGGUGGCGGCGGCGUCGCUGUCGCGAUCGACGUGUGGGGCGACCAGGACGCCAACCCCGACCGGAGUGGCUGGGGCGGAGCCCUCAGCGACCCGGCCGCGUGGGGCGCAGGCAACCGCGCGAUGCUCGAGGAACACGUCGCGGCCGCGGCGCGCGCCGUGGGCGACGACGCGCUACGGGACGCGGUCGUUCUGCUUGAGCACUCGUCCCUCGACCUCGCGCCGGCGGCGCUCCGCGCCGCCGCCGGGGGCGAGGUCGCUGUCUUUUCCGUCGACGGCUGCCACACGUUCGCGUGCGCUCGCUCCGACCUCGAGCUCGCGUGGGCCGUCCUCGCGCCGCGCGGCGUCGUCGUCGUCGACGACUACGUGGCCUCGGACGAGUGGCCCGGCGUCUCCUUCGCGGUCGGGGCCUUCCUCGCGGCGCACGCAGACGCGGUGCCCGUCGCGUACGGCGCGCGUCGCCUCUACCUCGCGCGCGCGCCGGCGGCGCCCUUGCUCUUCCAAAUCUUCAGGUCCUUCUGCGGGGCGACGGCUGCCCGCCGGCGUGUCGACGUCGACUCCGUCUGCACGACGCGCGCGGGCACGGGGCCCGGCGGCGCUGACGUCCUCUUUGUCCGCGACGGCGCGGACCCCGGGUCUCUCUGAUGCGGGCCUCGACGGGUCCGGGGACUAAUCUCGCGGUUGUUGUUGACUUAUAAAUUUAUUUAUUUGCUUUG